AAACCUUUCUGAAUUUCAGAAACUUUAGCACAGCCUGUGACAGCACUAUCGCAUCUGAUCCUCGCUGCUGAUUUGAAGAGAUGUCUGAGUUAAGCUCCAUUGACAAUCCGGUGAAGUUUAAAGAUCAAGACUAUGACGCCCUGCUGCAGAAGUGCCUGAGAUCUGCCGUUCUCUUCUCUGACCCGGUGUUUGCAGCGAACCAAAGCUCCCUCGGUGUUCCAGUGGAUCCCGAUCCUAAAAAGGCAGUGAAGUGGCUGCGCCCAAAGGAAAUCACAAGUAAUGCUGUCUUUGUUGAGGGCACCAUGGGCACCACCGAUAUCUGCCAGGGCCAGCUGGGUAACUGCUGGCUGUUGGCGGCCCUGUCCUGUCUCACCAUGCACCCGACUCUGUUUGUGAGAGUGGUUCCAUCUGGACAAAGCCUGAGUGAAUCCUACGCUGGCAUCUUUCGUUUUAGGUUCUGGCAGUAUGGUGAGUGGGUGGAGGUGGUAGUGGAUGACAGGCUGCCUGUGAGAGAGGGCCGUCUGCUUUUCAGCUACUCUCGCACCACCAAUGAGUUCUGGAGCGCCCUGGUGGAGAAAGCUUAUGCCAAGCUGAUUGGAUCUUAUGGCAGUCUGAAAGGGGGAAUUAUCUCAGAAGGAAUGGAGGAUUUUACAGGGGGCAUUGCCUACUCCCUCCCUCUGUCUUCUCGGCCCCCACGCAUGUUCUGGAGGGCCAUCACUGCUGCCCUGGCUAGGAGCAGCCUGCUCAGCUGCUUCAUACAUGCUGCAAGUGUCAAGGAGAUUGGCACUGUGACAUCAGAGGGUCUUAUCAAAGGUCAUGCAUAUGCCAUCACUGAUACAGAUAAGGUCCAGAGGGCGUCUGAAGAGGUCUUAUUGCUGAGGCUGCGUAACCCCUGGGGCUUUGUUGAGUACUGUGGACCCUGGAGUGACAAGUGUAAAGACUGGGACGUUAUAGAUAAUGCUCAGAAGGCCAGACUUGAGUUGGCGAAAGUUGAAGAUGGAGAAUUCUGGAUUGGAAUAGAAGACUUUUGUCGGCUGUUUAAUACAGUGGAAAUGUGCAGUGUGAAUCCGGACUCUAUGUCAGGGGAGGCGAGUGAUGACACAGCCACCUCGUCCUGGACACUGAGCUCACAUCAAGGCACCUGGGUCCCAAUGUGCUCUGCAGGGGGCAGCAGACGAUACCCCAGAUCUUUUUGGAAAAAUCCUCAGUUCCAGAUGGUUCUGUCUGAGAAAGAUGUGGAUGAUUAUGAUUAUGGGGAGGAUGAAGAAGGGGAGGAAGGAGAUGGAGAAGACGAUGAAGUAGGUGUAGUGGUGGCUCCUGUGAGCAAGACUGAGAAACCGCGCGAGAGAAAGAAGAAGUGCACGGUGCUGGUGGAGCUUCUCCAGAAAUACCGCAGACGGAAAGAUCAAGUCAACUUUCUCUACAUCGCAUUUCACAUCUACAAGGUUCCCCCCGAGCUGCAGGAGAAACCAGGAUCUCUGGACCAGCAAUUCUUCUCCAACAACAGUCCAGUUGCUCGCUCUGGAAAGUACCGCAGCAUAAGGAGCGUGUGGCGGAAGGUGCACCUAGAGCCUGGCAGUUAUGUCAUCGUACCCUCCACCUACCGGCCCAACCUGCAGGGGGAGUUCUUUCUCCGUGUUUACACCAAAACCGGCAACAUACAGGGGUUCCAGGAUUUCCCCUGCACCAACAACUACUCUGUGAUGGUUAUGUCAAAGCCAGUCUUGCCAGAGGAUCAGUUUAGAGUGCAGAAGUGGUUUGAUGAAAAAGCUGGAUCAGAUGACAGAGUGAAUGCUGUGCAGUUCAUGAACCUGGUGAACUCAGUGUUGGAAAAAGACUAUGAACUUCCACUGGAGACCUGCAGACAGCUCAUCUUUGGGGAAGACACUGGUGGCAGAGGCCGUCUGAGCAGAGCUCAAGCAGAGAAGCUGCUCACCUCCCUCCGCAAUCUGCAGUCUAUCUUUUUCCAGUUUGAUGAGGAUUCAUCAGGAACCAUGAGUCCGUUUGAGCUCAGUUUGGCUCUGAAUGCUUCAGGAGUGGAGUGUGACAAUGUUGUGGUACAGUUGUUGUGGGAGAGGUUUGGCGCUGGUGAACAAUACCUGCCUUUCAACGGCUUUGUGUCUUGUGUUGCCAGACUGCAGGUGCUCUUUGAUCUUUUUGAGUCAGAGACCAGCCCAGAGGUGAAGGACAAGGGCAUCAACGCUUGGCUGCUCAAGCUGUUGGCUGUGUGAGCCUGUCCAGACCCGACACCUCAGCGGGACAGACCUGCUAGGCCAAGACUACUCUGACGUCAUCCACCUGGGCCUACGUCUCCUACAUCUCCUCCUCUUCUAUCUCAUUUUUGAUCUGCGGACCUUUGCCCUGCAGUUGCUUCCACCCACUCACUGCUCCAUCAGUUGGGGUCUAUGACCAUGUAGGUCAUUACCGCCUGGAUACAAAACAGACUUUUGCAUUUCAUCCCCCUCGCCCCACCAUACCACACCUAACACAAUGUGUUUGUGUGUGUGUUUGCAUUCCGGAUAAACAAAACAUUUAAAUUUUUUACUAGAAAUAUUUUACUUGUAAAUGAACCUUCUGUCAUCAUUUAUUCACUCUUAUAUCCUUCCAAACCCAUAUGCUUUUAUUUCUUCUGUCUAGCACAAAAGAAGAUAUUUAGUAGGAUGUCCAAGCUGCUCUGUUACCAAACGCAAUGAAAGAGAAUGGAGACCAGGAACAAUUGUGAACACCAUUCACUUUCAUUGUUAGAGAAGCUUGGACAUUCUUCUAAAUAUCUCCUUUUAUGUUACAAAGAAAAAAAUAAGUCAUAUGCAGGUGACAAAUCUAUAUUUCAAAAGAAUUCUAGCGCAUUUAUCCAUUUCAUUAGCAAAGCUGUCAGUUAAUGUUAAUUCAGUGUGAUUUAGCACCAGCAAAUAUUGAUAUGUGAUUAAUCAAAAUACCAUGCAAUUAACUCGAUAGAAAUUUUGAGUCACUGAUUGCUCCAAUUAUUAUCGAGGCUGUUUUUAUGUACGUUGAACAUUCAUAUCUGCUUUCAUAUGCUUUUAGAAGUCGAGCAGGACUAAUGCAUUUAAAGCAGGGGCUUGUUAUUAUGCUCAUGCCUGUAACAAGCAGGCUAAUUGCAUAUUUUUUCAUUCAUACAGCAUGAGUCGUACUUCCUCCUCUACUUUUUUCCCCUCUUAGGAACAUUUAUGUAUCUCUGCUUUAUGUCUUUAAAAGUUGAGAACGUUUUAUGCUUCCAAAUAUAAAAGCAGACUCAUAAUCUUUCA
This is a messenger RNA of Carassius carassius (crucian carp), 3263 nucleotides long. It is a transcript of the gene capn12, whose product is annotated as calpain 12. Bases 81 to 2231 code for a protein of 716 amino acids. Gene Ontology annotation, molecular function: calcium-dependent cysteine-type endopeptidase activity; calcium ion binding. The transcript is spliced from 21 exons. Gene Ontology annotation, cellular component: cytoplasm. The record is from RefSeq and is a predicted model, not a curated record. NCBI's taxonomy places the organism in Eukaryota, Metazoa, Chordata, Actinopteri, Cypriniformes, Cyprinidae. Gene Ontology annotation, biological process: proteolysis; negative regulation of apoptotic process.